This is a messenger RNA of Camponotus floridanus (Florida carpenter ant), 2208 nucleotides long. Its product is annotated as homeobox protein engrailed-1a-like. Gene Ontology annotation, biological process: multicellular organism development; neuron differentiation; regulation of transcription by RNA polymerase II. Gene Ontology annotation, molecular function: DNA-binding transcription factor activity, RNA polymerase II-specific; RNA polymerase II cis-regulatory region sequence-specific DNA binding. The record is from RefSeq and is a predicted model, not a curated record. NCBI's taxonomy places the organism in Eukaryota, Metazoa, Arthropoda, Insecta, Hymenoptera, Formicidae. Bases 872 to 1867 code for a protein of 331 amino acids. Gene Ontology annotation, cellular component: nucleus. The transcript is spliced from 2 exons.
AAAUGUCUCAACUAAAUCGGCCAAUCGUCGUAAAGUGAUAGAAUAAAGAGAGACGAAUCUCUCAUCGUGGAAGAAGCGUAACAUUGAUUUCCAGCAAAUUCCGCGAACAUAGCCCCCUACUACCCGUACCACUGGCAGUGGGGAUGACGACAGGCAGAAGGGAGCGUGGUACACCUUACCAGUAAGGUAGGCGGAGCCUUUGACCGAAGAGUUAAUAGAGAUACAAUCGAGAGUGUCUAGUGCACUGCACUCGGGACUGCGGCGUAGGAGGAGUGAAGGGGACAGGGGCGAGGAGGGACAGGCGGUAAGUAGGGACCGCUGGUCCCCUAGUUUAGACAUCACUGAGCGACGGAUGGACAGCCAGUCAGACCCGUCACAGCACUCGCCAGAGUACUCGGAAACCCUCGGGAAAAGCCGAUAGCAGGAGUCUCCGGACCGGCUCCGAAGACGAGCCGAUAAUUAACACGCCACUACCAUACCGGAUGCAUGAAUACUUCUAGAGUAUUUCAUGCGAUGCCUUUAUCGUGCGAUACAUUCAGAUACGAGACGAUUAUAAUAAAUUCAAAGUUUCCAAGAAAAUUAAUUGAUCAGUGAAUAACAAGAUCGUGCAAUCACGAAAUAAGUGAUUCGUGAUGAAUAUAGCGACACGUGAACGAUGACAUUGGUGAAUGGUGUGUAACGACUAAACUUUUAAGAUCACAAACGAUUCAGAAAUUCGCGUUCAUUUAUAUCGUGGCUUCGAUAGCAAUUUAAUUUAAGCGAGAGCACAGUGGACAGUGAAACCAUGUGUUCUCUUCUCGAUAAAGCGACUAGAGACUAGUGUCGCUAUCAAUCUCCCGUCUCAUUUUAUCGAGCAAAGACUCUGUAAAAAAUGGCUCUUGUAGCCAUGGAAAGCGCGUAUAGAUUGCGAUUGGGGAUUGCAACUCAUCACCAUCACAUGCUGUCAUCGGAGAGCCACGUAGUGCCGCGUCAAGAUCGUCAGCCGGAUCAUCAGCAAGAUACCGAGAGAUCGUUGCGCUUCAGCGUCGUCAACAUCCUCAAACCGGAUUUUGGUCGCGAGGCCAUUCUCAACACGAAGGUAUCGAGCGAAUCUGCGAUAUCCGCCGCUAUUCCCGCGCAGCAUCUGCAACACAGUCCACUUCCGCUCCCGCGCGAUCUCAGCCUGUCGUCCACGCGACUCUCAUCCCCGCAGUCGCCCCAGUUGACGAAUUAUUCGGUCCACCGGGAGAAGGACGCCUUCUCGUCCCUUUGCGGGAUCACGUCACCUCUGAGGCAUGGCAAUGGGCUCAGUAGGAGCGGCAGUCUCGAGAGUCUGGCCUCCAGCAGAAGCUCGGUCACCAGCAGCUCGGUCACUGGCCCGCCGUCCUUGUGUUCCACAUCGUCCACGAUCAGCGGCGAGUCUUUGAACGGCGAGAACACCGGCGGUAACACGUCGGCGAGUCAGCAAAACGUUUCCAACAGCCAGAGUUUAUGGCCGGCAUGGGUAUAUUGCACCAGAUACUCGGACAGACCGUCCUCUGGACCGCGCACAAGACGAGUGAAACGUUCGCAGAACAGUAAGAACAGUUUGCCGGAAGAGAAGAGACCCAGAACGGCCUUCAGCGCCGAACAACUGUCCAGGUUGAAAAGAGAAUUCAAUGAGAAUCGAUAUCUGACGGAAAAGAGGAGGCAGGAGCUCUCGCGGGAGCUGAACCUCAAUGAAGCCCAGAUCAAAAUCUGGUUCCAGAACAAACGGGCGAAGCUGAAGAAGGCGAGCGGACAGAAAAAUCCGUUGGCUCUUCAGCUAAUGGCGCAAGGUCUUUACAAUCAUUCCACCGUGCCGGUGGAUGAGGACGACGAAGAGAUGGUAACCGAAAGAAAUCAUUGAGACUCGCGUAAGUUCGAAAGGAAACGAUGAAACGUGAAAUUAAAGAUUGAAAUUAUUAUAGUCAUAUCUUGAAAAUCAUUAACGUUAAACAUUGACAAAGAAAGUCAUUAAAAUAUCUAUAAAAAGAUUACGAGUAAUAAUUAUUGGUGAUUUAAUGAAGACUGAACAUGAAGCAACAAUGAAAUUGUUAUGAAAUGUGCAAUCGAAGAAAUAACGUAAAAAAUAAAUCAAUAAUUCAAUAAAUAAGGUAACAUUAGCAAUUGUUUCAAAAACGUAUCUUGUUAUCUUAUUUAUUGAAUUAUCCUCAAAUAUAUCUAUAUAUACUUGACGAAUACCAAUAA